AUGACCAACACAAAAGACGCCGAGACCGUCGAGGUCAUGCCCGAGAUCCGUGCCCAGGAGCAGCCCAUCGCCAGCAGCCGCAGAGUGACGGUGCGCCUGGGAGACGACGGCCCCAACUCGACACGAUCAGACAUCCGCAUCUCCCACGGCAGCAAAAAAGACGCCCUCUCUAUCCAGCUCAACCGCACAAUCCGCGUUCCCGAUAACAGGGACACCAACAGCCUUCCCCCCGGUCUCGGAACCUUCCCUCUAUUCAAGGUCCACGACUACGCACACAAUAUGCCUCCGGACAUGGCCAAGAAGGGCGGCAUCUUCUUCCCAAUGUACCAGCGCGAGGCCAUGUGGGUCAACUUCUCGGCCCAGGCCCCUUUUGCCAUCAAGAUCUACGUUGGCGGUGUCAAUGCGGUUUCCGGCCUGCCCAUGACGGAGAACGAAAAGACGCUCGAGAAGCGCGUGCGGAUGCUCAACAGCGGCAAGCAGAUCCAGGACUACAUGGUGGUACCUGACCAGAACUGGCUGGACGGCAUCGUAUCAGAGGACGGCAAGAUCCGCCAAUUCGUCGCGCAGCCCAAGGGAUCGGGCUUCUCGGUCGAGGCCCAGGUCACCGGGGAGGAGAACAUUGGCGGCAUCCAGUUUGAAGUGAUUCCCAUCAAGAAGAAUCUUCCGACCGAGUUUGACGUCCGCUACGAGGACAAGCAGCACAAGGUCGUCACCCGGACCUUCAACGUUGCCGAAAAGGGUCUCACCGGUGAGAGCACCUGGCUGGACGUCAAGAAGCUCGUCCGCGACGAGUUUGACAUUGCUGUCGAUCAACAGCGUCUCAGCGACUACAACAACCGCUCGGGCUUUGACAAGUACCGAAUCGACUUUUCCGACAAUACCAAGCUUGGCGACACCUACUUCCCACCAAACUUUUCGACCGUCAGCGUCGUGCACGAUACGCCAAUGCGAGGCCGCAUGCGCAUGAUGGGAGGUCUCAAGUCCAUGGCGGCUCCUGGCGGCGGUCCCGAGAUGAUGAUGUGCGCAGCUUCCGUCUCCAGUCCUAUGGCGGCACCACCUCCGGCAGUCGAGGAGAUGGGACUUGCGGCUGGUGGUCUCAUCACCCAAACGAUCGAGGAAGAUAAGUAUCCAGCCGACGUCUGGGACGUCGAGGCCUCGGUGAUGUUGAACCUUCAGAUCCUGAGCAUCGAGUCCUUCUGUGCCGUGACUGGACAGCCGGCUCCCGACACCCCAGUCAACGCCCAGUCAUACGCCAACCACGGCUAUCCAUUUUUUGAGAUUUGGGGAGAGGAGAAGACGGGCAUCAAGGGGGACUUUUCCGAGGUGAAGAGCGUGGCGCAGAUCGAGGCCGAGCGAGCCGCAGCGGCCGGCGAGGAGUACAAGGAGGAAGAGAGCGUGCCGGUGAGGGUUGUGCAGCUGGGCCCCUUCCGAAGCACAUUCCGGCCUGUGGAGGUGCUGAACAAGGAGCUCGAAGGGCUACGCUUGGAGUAA
Molecule: messenger RNA, 1491 nt
Organism: Colletotrichum lupini
Lineage: Eukaryota; Fungi; Ascomycota; Sordariomycetes; Glomerellales; Glomerellaceae
Exons: 1
Coding region: 1-1491 (496 amino acids)
Source: RefSeq, a predicted model, not a curated record